AAGUGCAUUAUAGAAAUGUACUUUUUUUUCACCUGGGAACGCCCCUGACUGAUCACACACCAGUGCGCUUGCGACAUACAGAACCAACUAUCAUUAACUAUUAAUUCAACUGGGUGUUCAAAGUUCAUAAACACCAUAAAUAAAAGUUUAUACGGAAGUAAGGGAACAGAAAACGGUCAACUAGCAAUGAGUUUCCAUGAACGGCAAAAACACCUGCUUAUACUGUGAUCAUGGCUGCUAAACCUUCUCAGGGAGGCUCCUCUGUACAGGCAGAUCUCAGAAUUGUGAUCAUAGGAAAUGCUGGAGAUGAAAAGAAUAAAGUGGUAAAAUCAGUGCUGAACUGUGAGAAUCCGACAGGAGUGAAAGUUGGGCUCUGUACGUUACAUCAGUGUGAACAUGAAGGAAGGAGGAUCAGAGUUGUUGAAGCACCAGGAUGGGAUAAAGUCUCCAAGCAAACAAAAAACAAAACAAAAAGCAUCAAAAAAAGAGAAGUUGACAGAAGCGUUUCACUUUGUCCUCCAGGACCUCACGCUCUUCUUCUGGUCAUUCCUGUGAAAACUCUCUCUGAAGAACCUUCUUUAAGUGACAUUACAGCAGCUCAGAUGCACAUGGAGUUGCUGUCGGAGCGCGUCUGGAAACACACUAUCCUGCUGUUUGAUUGUGAUGAAGGUGUGGAGGAACCACAAAUCAAAGAGUACAUUCGCAGCUCAGAGAAAAUCCUGGAAAAGUGUGGAGGACGAGUCUAUGUUCUUCAGAAGAGCACUUUGGAAUCUCCCACUCAGAUCCAUGAACUUUUAAAGAAGAUAGACGACCUGGUGAAGGAGAAUCAUGGUGAUUUGUUCAUACCACAAGCUGAACUGAGGUAUGAAGUCAUACCGCACAAGACAAAAGCGUCUGGUGAGAGAAAGAUCAAACACAGACGUGGAAGUUUGGACAAUCCUCCUUCCUUGAAUAAAGAUAAAGGAGAUUCUGGGGCGAAGAAAGAAACCAUAGAGGCUGACAAACAUACACCUUCAGAAGACACUCCGAAAAUCAACAUGGAAUUCACACAGUUUGUAGUGAUAUUGAUGGCUGUAGUUGGAGCUCUUAUUGGUUCAGUCACUGGAGCUCAAAAUGGAGUUUCAGGAUCUUGCAUGGGAAUAAUCUUUGGUGUUGUUGUAGGGAUUUUACUUGCCAGUUUCUCCAUGUACUUUUACACUCACAUUUAUUCACGCUCUUAUCUAAAGAAACCUACACGGCGUACAUCAUAAGCACUUGAAUCACAAAGUUUGGAAGUUACAAGCUAUAAAAGUGCAAACAGUCCAGCUUUUAUAUGCUUUAUAUUAAAGAUGUGCAGGUGUUUGCUGGAUUUUGUUUCCUGUUGUGUUCAUGGAUUUUCCUGAGCGAUUGUGUGAAGAAGAGAAUGUGGAGUCCAGAGCUAGAGUGAAAACAGCAAUACUUUAUAAUGCUGAUGUUUCUUUAAUCAUCUGUGAAGGAUUUUUUUAAACACAUCAGCAUGUUUAAUGAUGUUUCUCGUGUGUCAUCAUGGGGUUUAAAUGAUUGUACAAGCACUGUGUAAAUCACGAUGUAAAUCCAUAAAAUUUAUCAGUAAAAUAAUUUUUGUUUGUUUAGGAUUUUAUGUAUAGGUUACAACGUCUAAACUAAAUCUAUAGCCCAGUAAGCAGAUAUUUAGACGGCAUUUCAUUGCAGUUUAUUGGUAAAUCAUAAACACACGUGUCAUAAUCAAUGUCAUGCCAUUUUCUAUUUCUGGAGUUUGCACCUACUGCAACAACUUACUGAUAAAACAAGCUCCGGUUCUGGAAAAAGUGAGAGUAUAUCCAUGGAAGUACAGAAAGAUCAAAUUCAUUAGAUUCACUGGCAAUUGUUGAUUCCUAUUUGUUGGUGCAUUCAUCAUUUAUGCAUUUAUUAAAUGCAAACUAUUUAGGAUAUAAUGUACUAUGAAUAGGUUUAAAGUGCUUUCUAGUGAGGUUUAGUUUUGUGGACUGCACAGCGCCCUCUGCUGUCAGCGCCUCGUGUGGCCACCGGAAAUACAACGUGCUGCGUCCCGGAAAUAUGCGCUCACGGGGCAGGUGGAAACUGCUAGUGGCGCGAAAUCUCUGGCCAUUCUUAGGUGAUUAAACUGCAUCUUAAAAUGU
Megalobrama amblycephala (Wuchang bream) is the source of this 2135-nucleotide messenger RNA. RefSeq names its product GTPase IMAP family member 2-like. The transcript has 4 exons. The coding region runs from base 231 to 1250 and encodes 339 amino acids. Gene Ontology annotation, molecular function: GTP binding. NCBI's taxonomy places the organism in Eukaryota, Metazoa, Chordata, Actinopteri, Cypriniformes, Xenocyprididae. The record is from RefSeq and is a predicted model, not a curated record.